AUGGUGGGUCAGAACUACCUCCCAGACGAAGGCGACCAGGAUUUCCAGGGCCUAAUUCGGCAGUUUAUGGAACCAACAAGAGAGGAUAUCCUCACAUCCCGAUAUGAUCAAUCUAGCCACCCCGAAAACGCAUUUUCCGCUGUUUUCUAUCACACAAGCCAGCUCACAUUCCCAAUCCCUGAGAAUCAGGAGCCUAAUUCCAUACCAUUGUCAUUUAUUCUACACUGGAUGAUCACGGCUUGCUAUGGCCUUGGAGAGAUGUUUUUGGAAACAAUCCGGACCGUUACCAUUCCACUUUCCAUUAUUCAAGGCCAAGGGAAAUCUCAAUUGUCCUGGGGCCCUUGGCAGACUUUACGAGAGAGAAAACCCUCCGUUUUCUCCUCUGGUAAUUUACAAUGUGCGUACACUAUGUGCGCCUCUUCCAAGCUACUGACUGCUGUCCAGUUUAUGAAAGGAUCAAUAGAAGAAAAUAAGAUCAAAGGCGAGGUACCAUAUGGUUUAUUCCUCCUUUUUGCCGCUUUCAACAAGGAUCCAGCGCGAGGAGAGUAUGCGUCCUUCGUCAUCAAUAUGCGUAGUACCUCACUUACCUGCUUACAAAUUACGAAACUUGUGGCUUCUGGGUCUUAUUUGCAGGCGUUGUGUCAAGGCAAGCCUUUGGAGGAGCAUUUGAAGAUCUACCGUUCGCAUGGAUUUGAUCUCGUAGAGCCAGAAGGGCGCAAGGCAUUUUUGGUGAUGUUCAUGGGUGUAGUCAACUACGUGAUGAAAAGCCCAGAGUGA
This is a messenger RNA of Aspergillus pseudoviridinutans, 777 nucleotides long. RefSeq lists its product as uncharacterized. The record is from RefSeq and is a predicted model, not a curated record. Bases 1 to 777 code for a protein of 258 amino acids. Lineage: Eukaryota; Fungi; Ascomycota; Eurotiomycetes; Eurotiales; Aspergillaceae. The transcript is spliced from 3 exons.